Microsporum canis CBS 113480 is the source of this 240-nucleotide messenger RNA. RefSeq lists its product as hypothetical. Bases 1 to 240 code for a protein of 79 amino acids. Gene Ontology annotation, molecular function: metal ion binding; copper chaperone activity. The record is from RefSeq and is a predicted model, not a curated record. Lineage: Eukaryota; Fungi; Ascomycota; Eurotiomycetes; Onygenales; Arthrodermataceae. The transcript has 2 exons. Gene Ontology annotation, cellular component: cytosol. Gene Ontology annotation, biological process: copper ion transport.
AUGGCAGACCAUCAGUACAACUUCGAAAUCACGAUGACCUGCGGUGGCUGCUCCGGCGCUGUAGAACGCGUUCUGAAGAAGAUGAACGGCGUCAAGUCGUUUGAGGUUUCACUCGAUACGCAAAACGCAAAAGUCACGACGGAGCCAUCCGUCACCUACGAGGAAGUCCUGGCUGUCAUCAAGAAGACCGGAAAGACGGUCACUAAAGGCGAAGCAGACGGCAUCGAGAUGGCGGUUUGA